AUUAAAAAAAAAAAACACAACGACGCCGUGCUAUCCAUCUCGUCUUCUCCAACGCGUUAGGGUUUUCAGAGCGUUGCAGUUUCCCUUCAUUUCCAACGAAAUCCUCGCACCACCGACCGUCAAUUCCCUGAAAUUUCAACUUCCCCGUACUCAUAAUCAACUCUUUCUUCACCGAAACCCCCUUAAACCUUAAAAUAAAAUGAUAAAUUUAUUCAUAUCGGAGCCCAAUCAAAACGACAACGCAGAAGACGAAUCACUGAAACUGAGAAUCAAACUAUUGAACGAAUUAGAAACCGUUAUUUGGCCGGCGAUAAUCUCCGCAGGUCGCGCAGAAGCUCGAAUGUGGCUCUGCAAAACCCUAGCUGGAUUCAACCACGUCACGCCUCGCGAACAGCGUGCACUUUUCAUCAAAUUUCUAAAAGUUCCAAACAAGAACCACAAUCUCGCGUCUCAGCUUCUCAAUUUGAUGAUCGAUUUAUCGCCGCAAAAGCUUGGUUCUGUUUUAGCACGUAAUUCUCGGUUUCUCGAGAGUUUCUUCAACCGUAACCCUAAGCGUGUUUUGCAAUGGUUUUCUUUCUGUGGAUUGGAACAGGGGAAAGGAUUGAGGGCUUUGUCGAAGUUUGCUUUUAAAAACAGGGACAUUUGUUGGGAAGAGUUGGAGUGGAAGGGAAAGCAUGGACAGUCACCUGCAAUGGUUGCUACAAAGCCUCAUUACUUUCUUGAUUUGGACGUUCAGAGGACGGUCGAGAAUUUUCUAGACAAUGUGCCUGAAUUUUGGUCGUCUUUUGAGUUUUCCGAGUCGGUGAAAGACGGUGAUAUUUUUCUUAUUGAUAGGCUGUUUUUUGUUAGUUAUUUUAAGGAUUUGAUGUAUAGAGAGGAUUCAUGUGAUGUGUGGGAAGUUAUAGAAGAUUUCUUAGAAGAGCAGUCUUUCUCUUGUUUGUGUGAGCAUCUUCUCAUUAGUUUUGAAGAGAAGGAUUUGUGUUACUUUGUGGAGUUGCUUUGUAAAUGUCUUGACCCGAGAGUUGAAUUUCAAUGUGUGGAUGAUGUCUCUCGGUUGUUUGUGGUGGUUCUUUUGAAGUGUGGGGUUUCUGGAUCUAUUGACUUGAUGCUGUUGUUAAAUGCUGUCAUUGCUCAGGGGAGGCAGCUUCUAAGACUUUUGCGGGACGAAGAUGCCAAGGAGUCAUUGGUGAAAGUCAAUGAAAUUGUGUCGAAGAUAUCUGCAAUUCCCAGUGAUGGUAAUAGUUUGACCCUGAUUUUUAAGAAUAGGUGUAAGAUGGCAACUGUGGAAGUGGUGAAGUGUCUUGGACUUCAGUCUUGGGUUCUUUACUAUAGGUUGUCGCAAGAGUGCCGGACUCCUGAGUCCUGGGAGUCUGUUUUUGUGUAUAAUCAAAUUGGUUUCCGCAACUCCGAUAAACAUGUACUGAUAGAUGAAGAUGGACUGUUGACAGAAGAAGAUUGUUCUAGCUUUGAUCUCAUUUCUUCUGGUAAAGUUAAGAAAAAGAAGAAACAAAAAGCUAGAAAGAAGAGGAGAAGGACAUAUGAUUGUGAUGAUGGUAAUGAUGAUGAACUUCUAGAUUUUGAUUAUGGCACCCGGAACUUGGAUUAUCUUUCAAAUACUAAAAGUUGGUUGCUUUCAACUGAUAAGUACUCUUCAGCAUGGAAUAAUGCGGACUUACCUGAGCACCUUCACAAACUGUGUUUGUCUAGGUGGAUGAUAUGGCUUUUUGAAAAAUGAGUUCGGAAGUCUGCUUCACAGUAUCUACCAAAAAGAUGUUAUGAUAUCAUCAUUUCCACACUGUUGGAUGACGAGAUCAAGCACUCCUUAGUCGGUGUUUUCGACUCAAUUCAAAUGUAUAAAGCAGGUUGUGGCUCUUGAAGCUACUCGUGGCUAUUGUUGGUAAUGUGGAAAAUUUUAUGCCUCAUUUCAUUUUGAAGAUUCUGAAAUGCCUGUUUAAGUUGUACGGCAAAGUUGAUAAACCUUGGGUUCAUUGUGAAUAUCGCGAAGUGAUAAAAUCUUUGCUAAACUGCUUCACAGACUGCUACCACCACCUUAUGGUUCAAAACAUGGGUGUCAAUGUGUCACCCUUAUGUUCCGAAGUUCCAUAUUGCAAAUUCUCAUGGCUUCAUACGGGCAUUAUUCAGAAUGCUAUGAUGAGUGUGUCUAGGCAAGUGACAACACUAAAAUUCCAUGAGUAGUUUUCAGAGAGCAUAUUCAUCAAGUUGUAAACUUUACAUGUGGCAAUCUUUGGCCAAUCGGAAGUUAUUAUUUUCUGAUAGGAAACAGGGACGCAUGCUCUUGUCAUUGUAAGUCUUUCUUUUUUGUGUUUUACUCCUUUUAUAAAGCAAAUAAUAGAAUUAGAAAAUUGACUACUGGGAUUAAUUUCCAAGCGUCUUGCAGUAUAAGAAAGAAACUCAACUAAUAUCUUCUAUAACUCGUCGAUUAAUAUUUUGUUGAACUUGUGAUGUAUACCAUACAAGUUUGUUAUACAGAUAGUGCACAACUUUUUUUGAUGAUAACAAUUACUUAGCUAUGUGUUUAGUCACUAUUACACAUUUCUUUUUGUCCUUACAUUUUGAAAUACAUCUAUAACAAUCCAGUUUUUAUAAUAAGUUUAUUGUUUUGAAUGUAGCUCUGUUAAACUUCUGUCAAGGUUAGAAUGUUCAGAUUUUGCUUUAUAUUUGAUACUUAAUACUUAAUAACUUGCACCUCUGCUGUCUUAUUUCUAAAUGCUUCACCUGUGUCCACACAAAGAUGUUCUCUACUUAGGUGAUAAAUUUGGGGUUGUUUUAGAAUUGUUUUGAAACUAGAGAAGUAAAGUUAUUUGAAGUUGAUGAUAAAGGAAACGAUUAGGAUUUUGAAUUAUUAUCUGUUAAAAUUUUGGAGUCAUUUUUAUAAAAUUUUAAAUUUUUGGGCCAAAUUUAAAAUUUGAAAAAUAGAGAUUAAUUUGCAAUUUAUUGCAAAAUUUUAGGGGUCAAUUUUAAAAUUUUGGAAAAAAUAGGACGGAACGGGACAAUCAUAGUUGAGGGUGCGACUUAAAAUCUUGAUCUGCCAUAAAAAAAUGAGAGCGGAUGGGCAUGCCCAUUAUAAAUUUAAAAAUAAAAAAUUUGUUAGCGCCCGCUAAAACCUGGAAAAAAAAAAGGACAUAACAGACACAUUGAAGAAUGCAGAUCUAAAAUUUUAACCCAUUUCGCACUAUAGUGUGGGCAUGCAUCUUUGACCCAUUUCGCACUAAAGUGUGGGCAAAAUAAACAUGUCAAUAGAUUAGAUCUAUUUUGCCACUUUAGAAUAAGGGAAAAGCCCCAAAGGCACAAGUUAAUAGUAUGGUUAACAUGUUUUUUUGAAAUAUCUUAUCCCUCUUUUUUGCAUACCAGUAACAUCUCUAAUAGUGAAAUCUUAUCAAGUAACAAUAAGUAGCAUUAAUGGUGAAAUCUUAUCCAAUAAGAAUAAGUAUUAUUUAUGAGGUGUUUAUUUUAUUAUUGAAAUUUCCAUGUUUGUUUAACAUUUUCAUAAAUUAUGUUUGAGUACUUUUUAUUCUAAGGGAAGUGCUAUAUAGCACGACAAAUAUUUUCGUCGAAAGCCAACGAUAAUAUAUAAUAGUAAUAUAAUAAGUCAACAAUAGCAUAUAAUUGGCAGAUAGAAUAAUAUACAUGGUAAGUAGAUAAAUAAAACGGUGCCUAGCGUGUUUAAAUCCAAAGGCCAUAAAAAAUCCGUCCAUUAUCGUGCAUGUGAUGUUCGUAACAAGAAGCAU
This is a messenger RNA of Vicia villosa (hairy vetch), 3749 nucleotides long. RefSeq lists its product as uncharacterized. Bases 200 to 1735 code for a protein of 511 amino acids. The record is from RefSeq and is a predicted model, not a curated record. NCBI's taxonomy places the organism in Eukaryota, Viridiplantae, Streptophyta, Magnoliopsida, Fabales, Fabaceae. The transcript has 3 exons.